Molecule: messenger RNA, 1646 nt
Organism: Anoplophora glabripennis (Asian longhorned beetle)
Lineage: Eukaryota; Metazoa; Arthropoda; Insecta; Coleoptera; Cerambycidae
Product: protein phosphatase 1 regulatory inhibitor subunit 16B
Cellular component (GO): cytoplasm
Molecular function (GO): enzyme inhibitor activity; protein binding; phosphatase regulator activity
Source: RefSeq, a predicted model, not a curated record
UUAGGCGGAUGUUAGUGAAAGGGGUCAGUCCAGACUCUUGCAAUGAAGAUGGUCUCACGGCCUUACACCAGUGUUGCAUAGACGAUAACGAACCAAUGUUACUACUCCUAUUAGAAUAUGGUGCUAAUGUUAACGCAGAAGACAGCGAAAAAUGGACACCAUUACAUGCCGCAGCAACAUGCGGACAUCUGAAACUAGUUAGAAUUCUCAUAUCACAUGGUGCCAAUCUGUUAGCCGUCAAUGCUGAUGGGAAUAUGCCAUACGAUAUAUGUGAGGAUGAGGCGGCGUUAGAUUAUAUUGAAGGCGAAAUGGCCAAACGAGGUGUUACUCAACAGCUUAUAGACGAAACGAGAGCAGCUACGGAAAGGCAGAUGCUCAUAGACGUGAAAAAACUAGCGGCUAGUGGUGGAAAUUUAGAAUGUUACGACAGUCAAGGCGCAACCCCUUUACAUAUAGCAGCUGCAAACGGAUAUAUAUCGGUAGUAGAAUUUCUUCUAGACCACGGAGUAAGGACUGAUGUAAAAGACAAAGAUGACUGGCAACCUUCUCAUGCAGCUGCCUGUUGGGGUCAUUUGGAAGUAUUAGAAUUACUGGCGCAAGCAGGAGCAAAUUUGAAUGCAAAAAAUAAACACGAUGAAACUCCUUCAGACAUCUGCGAAGACCCUGAAAUAAAAGAAAGGAUCUUGGAAUUAAGAACUGAACAGGAAAUAAAGAAACAAGCAGAAGCGAAACGUAAGGUGAGGAGGUCACAGAGCAAUACCAGAACGCAAUCGGUUAGACGGACUUCUUUACGUGAUAAAGGAUUAACUGCCAGAAGAGAUGCUGUAGAAGAGGCAAGAUUAAGACUGCAAGCUGAAAAUAGCGGCUUGGACAGCAACGAUUCCAACAAUUCCAUAUCAAAUUCGAGCCCGAAGAUUAUUUUAAACAAUAAUCAUUUGGACGAUUUAAAUACAAACACCAACAAAGAAAACAACGCGAUCAGUCCUGUGAACAACGAAAGUAACGCAAUCCAAAUAACAGAGGAUCGUAGAGCACCCGAAGGAAAAGACGAUGACUCAGUUUUGGAUGAUCAAUUGAUGGACACAAAUGAAAAAACUUAUACGACGGACGUUAACGGCAAAGUAACAGUUCACGUUGUUGUUACUAUUAACGGAAAUGGGACGUUAGCCGAUUUAAAGAAACAGCGAAUGCAAAUUAGGAAUAGUAGCAACGAUGUAAAUAGUAUCACAUCACCUGUAGGUAGUAUUACUGAAACCGAAUCUAACCUAAGUCCCUCCACAGAUAUUGUUAGAUUUACUGGCAAUACUACUGAAGAAAAUAUUGAAUACUCAAAACCAAAACGAUGUUGUAUUAUACAAUAAGCUUUUAUAAUUACUUCCAUAUUAAUGCAUUCAUAGAAUAUUACUUAAAAGAGAUAUAAUUUUGAAAAUGUUUCCGAUGAUCAACGUUUGGACUUUAAUUUUAUAGAAGAAGAUUUUUUAUUUUUAUAUUAAAAUUGUUAUUUUCCUUUUCUUUUAUUAGAAAAAAUACUUGUGUAAGAUGAACUGAUGCCUCAUGGCUAACCUAUAUUUAUUGUAAGAUAAUUUUCUUAAUUAUUAUUAUUAUUAUGUACAUACCUAUAAUAGUAAAUCAAUUUUUUAAUAUUA